Candidula unifasciata is the source of this 2010-nucleotide messenger RNA. The record is from the annotation of a GenBank genome assembly. NCBI's taxonomy places the organism in Eukaryota, Metazoa, Mollusca, Gastropoda, Stylommatophora, Geomitridae.
AUGAAUCUCAGGAAAACUAGCAUAUUCAAAGUCAUCAGUAGCGGUAGCCGGGAUAAAAUACUGAAGGUAUCGAGAAAAUAUAUCAAAUCUGGAAAGAACCCAAACCUCCGCGACCCACAGACAGGUGGCAACAUUCUACAUCACAUAGCCAUACACUGCCAUAAGUUCAUCGAUCCAGAGAUGUUGACUGUUGUGUACAUGCUAGCCUGUGCUAAUGUGGAAGUUGACGCACAGGAUCAUAACGGAGACACAGCACUACACCACGUUGUUCGUCAGCGAGGAGCCUAUAGGCUUCUGGUAGCUCUUAUCAGAUGUGGCGCAGACACAAGCAUCCAAAACUCAGCGAUGAUGACAGCCGAGGAUAUACUCCAGCUAGACAGACCACCUGGUCAUGAAGAGAUGUUACAUUGGUACAACAAGUUUAAGCCAGGUCUUUGGUGUGCUCUUCAAGAAGACAAACCUGACAGAAAGCUGAUAGAGAAGCUGUUGAAAUCCUGGUGUCGCCUGACCACGGUGAAGAAUGGGCAGCUGAUUAACAUGAAAGCACGUCUGCAGUACGACAUGAAAAUGAUGUCACUUCUCAAGCUGGCGGAGACGUAUGAAAGCUCGGUAAAUCUGGCCAUCGCUCUUCUCGGAGGACAGGGAGAUCUAGUCCGGAAGUGGAUUCAAGAAGGACUGUUGAUCAACUACGACGUGAAUAUAACCGACCACUCAUAUCAGUUUCGUUACCCCGACUAUCCAGAAGUUCCUCAGUGUUUGCUAGAGGCCACCUGGGCCACCAACUGUUACAGUGCCGUAGAUGCCCUGAUGGAUCUUCAAGUGAAUCCGUGCGUGCUUUGUCCAUGUGCUGAAAACGCAACCCCUUUGCCAGCUGUCUUCCAACUCUUCAGUGGCCCAUCCAGACCCAAAGAUCUGAGAAUAAUUCAUCGAAUCUUGCAACAUACCGACGUCUCCGUGAAGAACUAUUUAGGUCAAACCCUUCUGUUUCAAUCAGUAUCCAGCGAGGAAUCAUGUGAUACUGUAGACUUUUUACUUCGGCAAGGUGUCAGUAUUAGUGCUAGGGACAAACUGGGUAGGACCGCUAGAGAUUUUGCACAAACAUUAGGGCGCAAAAAAUAUAUUCAGGCCAUUGAUGGCCAUGUAAUCAAGUUGAUAAAAGUUAAUAACUUCUCGCAAAUAGAAGAACUCGUGUUGGGAAAUUAUGAUCAUAUAGACGAUAUUACAGAUCGUGUAGGGAGGCCUGCCAUCAAAAUCGCCAAGAAUGCAUCCAGCAAGCAGGUGUAUGAGCUUGUUCAACUUAGGAGUGCUAUACAGAGUUUCGUAAAACGAGUAUUUCGAGCUGUAGAUGAGGGCUGUUAUGAAGAAGUGGGCAAGCUACUAACAUGCAAGAAAUACGCAGCUGGUAGAGAUCUAUGUGGGCGGACACCGCUGUUGAAGGCGGUACUUCAAGGGCGCAGAAGUCUUGUUACGAAACUUGUCAGUGACUGCCAGUUUACAAUUAACAUGCAAGACAAUCUAGGCAGGUCAGUUCUGCAUUAUGCGACUCUAUUCAUUGAUGACCCGGAUAUGCUACAGCUGCUUCGAAAUCACGGUGCCAACCCAGCCUUGACCGAUGUGCUAGUAUGGAUAUUUCAGGGGCCUGGUAGCUAUAUUAUAAUAAAAAUAGAAAUCCAAGAUGCAGACCUGGACAUCUACACAUUCAGGACGAAUUUUGAAACAUCUUUCAGGGAAGCUUUGCAGGCAGCCAAUCUGGACAUGGUGAAGCAACUGAUAACAGGUUUGGCAGAGAACGGAGAUGUCAACAAGUACAGUCACCUGUUAUUUGAGUGUGUCGAUCUGUGUAGAGAGGACAUCGCCAUCUACAUGAUUCUUGCAGGUUUUAGAGUGGAUAUUUGGAAAUCGUACUCCAGAUCUGAAGCCAGCAUUAAUACAUCGUCUGCAAAGACAGACUACGAGCCUUACUGGAUCAGCCUCAAACAGAGAGCUACGGAAACCGGAUGCAGCAGAGUU